Molecule: messenger RNA, 1220 nt
Organism: Zea mays
Lineage: Eukaryota; Viridiplantae; Streptophyta; Magnoliopsida; Poales; Poaceae
Exons: 1
Coding region: 249-1079 (276 amino acids)
Source: RefSeq, a predicted model, not a curated record
CGCCGCGCCCGGUGCAGGCUGCUCUUCACCUCGCGCACCACCUGCUGCGGCCCGGCGGCACACGCGACGCAGGAGCGAGGAGCAGGACAAAUUUCCCGGCUUUCUGUUAGAUCCCAGCUCAAACGAUAGGGAAAACGCGAGGGACUCGCCAGCGUCUGUUACGCGUUGUUUGUUCGUGGUGAGGGCUCGACCGAUCGAUCACGUUAUUAUGUGUGUGUAUAUAUAGAUCGAUAGAUCCGGCCUCACGGAUGCCCCACACCGAGAUUCAUCCAAUCCGCCGCCGCCGCCGCCGCCGAAACAUGGAAGCGAUCCUGAUGGCCGACGACGAAGACUGGGUUUACGUCCUCUCACCUGAGGAGAGGGUGGAGGCUGUUGCUGUCGCCGUUGAGGAGACGGUGGACGAGGAAGUGGAGGCUGUUGCUGUCGCCAUUGAGGAGACGGUGGACGAGGAUGUGGAGGAUGUUGCUGUCGCCGUUGAGGAGACAGUGGACGAGGAUAUGGAGGAUGUUGCCGUUGAGGAGACGGUGGAGGAGGACGCGGAAGCUGUUGCCGUUGCCGACGCCGUCACCGUGACCGUCACCGCCGCCAUUGCAGGAGAGGACAAUCCACAGGACGCCGCCGCCGCCGAGGAGCAGGAGGAGAGCGACGAGGAGGAGGAGGAAGCGAAGGUCGGAGCGCAGCCAGCGGCGGAAGAGCUCCUGCCCAACAUCGACGAGCAAGGAGAAGACGAGGAGCCGGCGGCUGCCCUCGACGACGUCUUGCCGUAUCUUCUGUACCACUACUUCGGCUACCGCGGCGCGUACGGCCCCGCUACACGAUCUGGGUACGGCUACUACUACUACGGCGGCGAGGCUACAGGAUCUGGUUACGGCUACAGCGAGACGUACCGGUACCUGCCGGGAUACGAGACGAUGGUGGUGUACCAGGCGCCGCCACAUGCCUUCAGCGCCAGCUUCUUGUACCCGUACGGGUACCCGGGCCCCGCGUACGUGCCGUCGGUCCGUCGCCGUCGAGCCGUCCUCGCACGCCGUGGCUCCUACGCAGCCGGAGCCCGGAUCUUGGCAUUAGUCAUGAUUUAAAUUCAGUUUUUUUUAGAGUAGUAGUAGUAGUAUACAACAGAUAAGACUUUGCUAGGGUCGAUUUGAUGGAUCGAAUUUAAGUGUCGUUAUUGUUUCGUGUGCAAACUGCGGUUAAUACAAAUAGAUCGUGAGUUUUCACCA